AUGUCUUUUAUUUUUACAGGAUUUUCAGUUGCCAAAGAAAGUAACAGCAUUGCAAAAUGGAAUUUCCAGACUUGGGAAAAACAUUGCUCAGAAGUCACCUGCAAACAGCUAGAUUUUCUUCCACUGAAAUGUGAUUCUUGUGGGGACCUAUUUUGCAAGGACCACAUAACCUAUGACCAGCAUAAGUGUGCUUCUGCAUACAAGAAGGAUGUGCAAGUACCUGUCUGUCCACUGUGUGGCGCCCCUGUACCAGUAAAGAAAGGAGAGCUGGCAGAUAUUGCAGUAAGCCAACACAUGGACAGAAAGUGCAGUUCAAAGCCAAAACAAAAGAAUCUCCAGAUUUUCACAAAUCGUUGCUGUAAACCAGGAUGCAGAAAGAAGGAGCUGAUGAAGAUUGAAUGUGAUCAGUGUCGCAAUAAUUUCUGCCUAUCUCAUAGACACCCAGUAGAUCAUGACUGCAAGACCACAGGACCAGCACUUUCAAAAGCUGGGUGA
Staurois parvus is the source of this 495-nucleotide messenger RNA. The record is from the annotation of a GenBank genome assembly. NCBI's taxonomy places the organism in Eukaryota, Metazoa, Chordata, Amphibia, Anura, Ranidae.